UCUAUCACAUGUUGGGCAUUUCCGCUCCAACCGGAAGUAUUUCUUCGUCUCUUGUUAACCUGCGGAGCGCGUCUGUCGCGUUGCUAAUUCUGAAAGUUGAUAAAUGUGAGCGUCUCCCGUCCGUGUUUCUGUCGGCUGGUUGGAACAGAGAGAGCGAGCGAUGGCCGGUCCAGAGCUCCUGCUGGACUCCAGCAUUCGGAUGUGGGUCGUCCUGCCCAUCGUCUUCAUCACCUUCUUUGUCGGGAUCAUCCGUCACUACGUCACUCAGCUGCUCCACAGUGACAAGAAGAUCGACCUGGAGCAGGUCUCUGACAGCCAGGUGCUCCUGCGCAGCCGCAUCCUGCGAGAGAACGGAAAGUAUAUCCCCCGACAGUCGUUCGCUAUGAGGAAACAUUACUUCAACAACGCAGAGACCGGCUUCUUCAAGAAGGUCAAGAGGAAAGUCGUCCCCAAGAACCCCAUGACAGACACCAGCAUGUUGACGGACAUGAUGAAGGGGAAUCUGACCAACGUUCUGCCGAUGAUUGUGAUUGGUGGAUGGAUCAACUGGGCUUUCUCUGGAUUCGUCAUUACCAAGGUGCCGUUCCCUCUGACUCUGAGGUUCAAGCCGAUGUUGCAGCGAGGGAUCGACCUGCUGUCGCUGGACGCCUCCUGGGUGAGCUCUGCGUCCUGGUACUUCCUGAAUGUGUUUGGACUGAGGAGCAUGUACAGCCUCAUACUGGGACAAGACAACGCUGCUGACCAGUCGCGCAUCAUGCAGGACCAGAUGACAGGCGCUGCCAUGGCGAUGCCCCCUGACCCCAACAAGGCUUUUAAGAGCGAGUGGGAGGCGCUGGAGAUCGUGGAACACAAGUGGGCUCUGGAGAACGUGGAGGAGGAGCUGAUGUCCAGAGACCUCAACUUCGGAACCUUCUUCAGCCAGGACAUCAAGUCCGCCAUGUUCUAGAAACGAGGACGAGGAGGACCCCGCCGGCUCCGGUAACGUCUGUGAAAAGGUUCCAGAACCUGCUCCGGAGGUUCUAGAGCUCAGGAUACACACACACGCCUUCGCUUCCUCAGACACUUUAUUCACUACGAGCCUUCACAUCUGAAGCGUCAAGUCUGGCAGAACGUCGCUGCUUCGGGAGAUUAUCACGACGGAUCCAAAGCAUGUACAGAACUCUACUCACCGUCACCGGGGAAAACAACGGAUCUCCAACACACCGGAGACGAGCUGCUGUUUGUAGCUUUGUGACGAAUCGUUCAGUGUCGUGUGUUCUGUGUUCUAGGAAAAAGCAGCUGCAGAUGAAUCCUCUCAGGAGGAAGAUACAGUCAGAGGAAAGUUUAAACAACAGCGAGCGUUCAUGUUUUUAUCCUGCAUGCACUUUUCUACAGCUGAUGAUGUCAUCAGAGCAACAGUUUAAUAAAAAGGUGCCAUCUCAA
This is a messenger RNA of Thunnus maccoyii (southern bluefin tuna), 1422 nucleotides long. RefSeq names its product ER membrane protein complex subunit 3-like. The transcript has 9 exons. Gene Ontology annotation, cellular component: EMC complex; membrane. Lineage: Eukaryota; Metazoa; Chordata; Actinopteri; Scombriformes; Scombridae. The record is from RefSeq and is a predicted model, not a curated record. Gene Ontology annotation, biological process: protein folding in endoplasmic reticulum. The coding region runs from base 161 to 946 and encodes 261 amino acids.